AUGCACGUUCCCGAAACACAAAGACAAUUCCUGAAUAGGGUACAGGAGUCGCUCGGCGAUUGGGAUGAUAAAUUGAAGGAGAUCAAUCACAAAAUCUGGUCCAACCCAGAACUCGCAUACGCUGAGCAUGACGCUCACGAUGCAAUCUGCAGUUUCUUCGAGGCAGUCUCAUCUGACGGGUACAAAGUCCAUCGCAAGGCAUAUGGUCUAGAGACCGCUUUUCAAAUUGAAUGGUCUAACGGCAAGGGAGGACGUGUUGUGGCGUUCAACGCCGAAUACGAUGCCCUUCCCGGAAUCGGCCAUGCCUGUGGUCACAACUUGAUUGCAACUAGCUCCGUCGCUGCAUUUAUCGCGACUUGCGAGGCUGUGAAGUCCGUCAAAGAUACCGGAUACACAGUCCGUCUCUUGGGCACACCUGCCGAAGAGUCAGGCGGCGGAAAAGUGCAUCUGAUCAAUGCUGGAGCUUACAAAGAUGUAGACGCUUGUCUCAUGGUGCACCCGACCCCAAUGGCACCUGGAAAUCCCGAUCUUCUGAGUAUGGCGACUGUUAUUGAAGGUGGUUCCCGGGCUAAUGAUAAAGUCAAAGUGACAUUCACAGGCAAGCCAGCCCAUGCUGCGGCGGCUCCUUGGGAGGGCAUCAAUGCUCUGGAUGCCGUGGUUUCGGCCUAUGUGAGCAUCUCUAUGCUUCGUCAACAGAUCCUCCCUACUCAAAAAGUCCACGGUGUAAUUGUAAAUGGAGGUGAUCGGCCAAAUAUUAUUCCCAUGACAGCCACGGUGGACUAUUACAUUCGAUCGCCAACCAAGAAAACACUGAAACCUCUGACGGAGAAAGUAAUCAAGUGUUUCGAAGCUGCUGCGACGGCCAUGGGGUGUAAAGUGGAAUUCAACUGGGGUCCUUCAUACGACGACCUAAAGAGCAACAGACCAAUUUGCGAGAGCUAUGUCUCGGCAAUGCGAGCAAUGGGCCAUCACACUCUUCUCGACAACUCAGAGCAGAGGGACGCGCUCGCCGGAGCAUCUACGGAUAUGGGAAAUGUAUCGUACGUCGUUCCCGGAUUCCACGGUAUCUUCUGCAUCCCAGCUGAGGGAGUCAAUCAUACACCUGAAUUCACCAGCGGGGCCGGAUCGCCCGAGGGCCAUAAACGAUCUAUCGCUUGCGCAGCUGGAAUGGCCGUUGUCGCAUGUCAAAUGCUGGUGGAUGACGAGUUUGCCGAGGCCGUGAAGACCGAUUUCCAGAGACAGUGA
This is a messenger RNA of Penicillium cinerascens, 1245 nucleotides long. RefSeq names its product M20 family metallopeptidase. Gene Ontology annotation, molecular function: dipeptidase activity. The record is from RefSeq and is a predicted model, not a curated record. The transcript has 4 exons. Lineage: Eukaryota; Fungi; Ascomycota; Eurotiomycetes; Eurotiales; Aspergillaceae. Bases 1 to 1245 code for a protein of 414 amino acids.